CGUCAUUUAGUUUGGAGCCGCGGGUGCGCGCGUGGGAGCGGCUGCUGCGGUGCGGGGGUUGCCGGGAGCGCGGUCGGACUGGGACUGAGACUGAGACUGAGACUGAGACUGAGGCGGCGGCGGUCGCAUCUCCACCUUGCUAAGACGCUGGACGCUGCCUUCUUGAUAGCAAGGAAAAUCUGAAUUUCUCCAACACUCACGAUGGGGAAAGAUUAUUAUUCUAUCCUGGGAAUUGAAAAAGGGGCUUCUGAUGAGGAUAUCAAAAAGGCUUACAGAAAACAAGCACUGAAAUGGCAUCCAGAUAAGAAUAAAUCUCCCCAUGCAGAAGAAAAAUUCAAAGAGGUUGCAGAAGCUUAUGAAGUGCUGAGUGAUCCCAAAAAGAGAGACAUUUAUGAUCAGUUUGGGGAAGAAGGUCUUAAAGGAGGAGCUGGAGGAUCUGAUGGCCAGGGUGGUACGUUCCGGUACUCCUUCCAUGGCGACCCACAUGCUACAUUUGCAGCUUUCUUUGGUGGCACAAAUCCUUUUGAGAUCUUCUUUGGAAGGAGGAUGCCUGGUGGCAGAGACGCUGAAGACAUGGAAGUGGAUGGUGAUCCAUUUGGAUCCUUCACUAGUUUUAGUAUGAAUGGUUUUCCAAGGGAAAGGAAUACAGUUGGCAGCCARUUACGCCGUAAACAAGAUCCCCCUGUAAUCCAUGAACUUAAAGUGUCACUGGAAGAGAUCUAUCAUGGCUGCACAAAAAGAAUGAGGAUUUCACGUAAAAGGCUUAACCCAGAUGGUAGAAGUGUCCGAACAGAGGACAAAAUUCUUACUAUUGAUAUAAAAAGAGGAUGGAAAGAAGGCACCAAGAUCACUUUCCCAAAAGAAGGCGAUGAAACACCCAACACAAUUCCAGCUGAUAUUGUUUUUAUCAUUAAAGAUAAGCCUCACACUCAUUUCAAGAGAGAUGGAUCAAAUAUUGUCUAUCCUAUUAAGAUCAGCUUAAGGGAGGCUUUGUGUGGCAGCUCUUUCAAUGUGCCAACGAUAGAAGGAAGAACCAUACCCAUGACAGUAAAUGAAGUGGUAAAGCCUGGGAUGAGGAGAAGAAUUAUAGGAUAUGGAUURCCGCUUCCCAAAAAUCCUGACCAACGUGGAGACUUAAUUAUAGAAUUUGAAGUAAUCUUCCCAGAUAACAUUUCUCCAGCAUCAAAAGAAGUACUUAGGCGAAAUCUUCCAGUUUCAUAAAAUGGAAGACUGUGUAUGUCAACAGAUUAAAGUAGGACACUGGAAAUGCAGAAGACUGGGAAGUCUGUGCUUUAAAAGUGCAAUCUGUAACACCUAGUGGAAUCUUUGUUUUUUUUUGUUUUGUGGGAUGGGUGGGGGGAAAAUACCGUAAUGCUGCAUGAGAAGAAAAGGGUUUAAGUAGAAGUCAUACAGGUGAAUUCUGCAGUAAAAAUAACAGGGAAAACCACUCGUUUUGUUUUACAUCUUCCUAAUCAGCAAAGUUUAGUCAUUAUUUUGCUUAAUAUAAAAUUCAGUAAUUUUUUUACAAAGUCAGUKCAUAUUUCUGAUACAGUACUUGAGCCUCCAAGUACUUUGUUUCUUAUAUCCUUAUCCUGUCUAUAACAUCACAUAUUUGUACAAAAAUUUGAGAUAGAUAGUAGUAGAAAUACACAAAGGUAUAARUAUUUUAAAGAGCAAAACAUGAAAGAGAUCAUUUCAAUAUGUUGCCUUCCACUGCACAAAGAAGCAUCGGCUGGAAAAAUCAGCUUUGACUCCUGAACCUACCCUCUGUUCGAUGAAAGCCUUCUCUUUAUUGCCCCAGGAAGUGUCAGGACUGCAUUGUGAAUCUGGCAAAGGGUAUCUGGCCUGAGGAGACAGAGUAGGCAUUUGCUGUGGGACAGUUCCACAGUCUUCAGGCAGAGCAGCAAGAAGGGACUCUUCAAGGACAUGAACAGCAAAGGGUGAGCCUGCUGUCAAAUGGGCCAGAGAAACUGGUGACAAAUGACAUGGAGAAGGCUGACGUACUCUGUGCUGCCUUUGCAUCAGUCACUAACAUAAAACAAGCACACAGGAAUUCCAGGCCCCUGAGACUAGAGGGGAAAUCUGUAACCUUGGCAGUGGAGGACUGGGUUASGGUGCAUUUUCACUGGAAGUCUCAGCCUAACAGAUUCCACCCAAGUGUUGAAGGAGCUGGCUGAUWCCGUUGCAGGGCCACUCUUUGAAUGGUCAGGGAGAUUGAGAAAUGUUCCAGUGGACUUGAGAAGAGAAAAUACCACUCCUCCAGACAACCAAGAAGUAAGAUACAGGAAUCUGCAGAGUAAUCAGCUUCACCUAAGCCCUUGGUGAAGCCCCCAAAAAAUCUUCUUAGAAAGCAUUUCUAAAAGGAGUAGUCAACAUAGAUGUACAACAGGGAAAUCUUGCUUGACCAGUCUAAUUGCCAUUUACAGUGAGCUUCUAACAUCAGUAGACAGACUGAUGAAAURGAGGUCAGAUAAGCAGAAAGUGAGAUGGAUUAAAAGUUGGCUAAAUGAGGGGGCACAAAUCAGUGGCAUGAAGUCCAGUUGGAGGCRGGUCAACAGUGGUGUACCCCCUCGCUCAGUACUGGGGCCAGUACUAUUCAGCAUCAUUAAUGAACUGAAUUAUGGGAUGGAGUUUACCAAUCAUAUAAAAUGGGGAGGAGUUUCCCUGGUGCCACCAGCUGAUGUACUGCCUUUCAAAGGGACCUCAACAGGCUGAAGAACUGGACAGAGGAUUCUCACAAAGUUCAACAGAGGGAAUGCAAAGUCUUGCUCCAUUGAAGAGUAACUGACCAGUAAACUGAGAAUGAGAUGGCAAUGCAGCCUUGUGGCAACAGUGGCCAGAGCUUUGCUGGCAGCUGAGGGGAGACUGUCCUUUCUCAUUACUGUCAGCGCUGAUGAGGAUACAUCUGGAGUACUGGACUCCCUGGUGCUUGAAGGAUGUAAACUCAGGGGAGCAGCUCUGGCACAGGACCAGGUGUGAGAGGCUGAGAGAGCUGGAAUUUGCCAACCUGGUGAAGAAAAGACUUGAAGAGGUCUUGGCACCUGACAGGGAGUGAAUGAAGAUGGAGGAGCCAGGCUCUUCUCAGUAGCUCUCAGUGACAGGACUGGAUGGGCACAAGUUGGUUAGGGAUUCCGUCUGAACACAAGGAAACACAUUUUACUGUGAGGAUGGUCAAAUGCUAGAAUAGGUUUCCGAGAGAAGCUGAGGAGUUGCUGUCCCUCAAAACUCAUAGCCUGACUGGACAUUGUCCAGGGCAGCCUGCUCCAGCUGGCCAUGUGUGAACAGGGAU
Messenger RNA from Malurus melanocephalus (red-backed fairy wren), 3289 nucleotides. RefSeq names its product DnaJ heat shock protein family (Hsp40) member B4 (gene DNAJB4). NCBI's taxonomy places the organism in Eukaryota, Metazoa, Chordata, Aves, Passeriformes, Maluridae. Gene Ontology annotation, molecular function: protein-folding chaperone binding. Gene Ontology annotation, cellular component: cytosol. Bases 202 to 1221 code for a protein of 339 amino acids. The record is from RefSeq and is a predicted model, not a curated record. The transcript has 4 exons.